Molecule: messenger RNA, 2272 nt
Organism: Alnus glutinosa
Lineage: Eukaryota; Viridiplantae; Streptophyta; Magnoliopsida; Fagales; Betulaceae
Product: G-type lectin S-receptor-like serine/threonine-protein kinase At1g61440
Exons: 6
Coding region: 31-2130 (699 amino acids)
Biological process (GO): protein phosphorylation
Molecular function (GO): protein kinase activity; polysaccharide binding; ATP binding
Source: RefSeq, a predicted model, not a curated record
CUCUCUCUCUCUCACUCGCUCCAUAUCUCCAUGGCAAGAGGAAUGGGACUGACCGCCCUUAUUGUUGUUGUUGUUGUCCUCCUUCAUCAAACUUGCAAUACUAGUGCUGAUCAGGAUCACUGUCCUCUUUCUUCCUGCGGCUCUAUCCUUAACAUAAGCUAUCCGUUUCGAUUAACGAGCGAUUCCAAAAACUGCAGCGAUCAAAGGUAUAAUCUUUCAUGUGAGAACAACCAAACACUAGUGUUACGUUUAUAUCAUGCAAAAUACUACGUACGACAAAUCAAUUACACCGACUACUCAAUCCGAAUUGUAGACCCAGGUAUUGGACUCAACGCUAAUGAGCACUACUCCAUCCCUCGUUAUUCUCUAGACGAUAAUAAUUUCAGUUCAGGGGAUCCAUAUCAAUCAUCUAGUAUGGCAGUGUAUUUCGUGAAAUGUGAAAAGCGAGUGAAUUCUCGGUAUCAUCUAAACAUUUCUGCUUGUAUUGAGGAUGGAGUGUAUUCUAAUUCAAAGAGGUAUACAUAUGCUCUCUUCGAGGAUUAUCGUUCUGCACUGGUGUUGGGGGACUUGUGCCAAGUAGAGCAAAUAUCUUUCAUAUCCUGGCCAGAUCGUUAUUAUUAUGAUUAUGAUGACUUGAGAAAUAUUUCCUGUACAGACUUCCACAAUAAAUUGCUACGGGGUUUUGAGCUUUCCUGGUACCAAGUUUAUUGUGGAAGGUGCAGAGUUGGGGAAUAUUGCUACCCCGAUGAGGCGAACAAUGUUAGAUGCUUUUCAAAUGGCCAAGAAGGAAUCCUUUACAAGAUAUACCUAUUUAUUGUACCAAUACUAGUUCGAGUGUAUAACUUCGUAUUAGAUCAUCUACCAGUACCACUACGACAACGACUGGAAGAGCUAUUCAGUCAACUACUAAAUGACCUAUUAAGUCAACUAGGAGCACGAAUACAAUCAGUAUAUGAGCGAUUUGGCAACAAAGAGCUUACAAUUGAAUUACUGACGUACAUGACAAUUGACUGUGGACUGUUCCAAGCAGCAAAAAUGAUAUUGGGGACUCCAUUUGUAAUUGCAUUCCUGAUAUAUAAAUGGAAUAGGAGACAUUUAUCCAUGUAUGAUGUUGUCGAAGAAUUUCUACAAAGUCACAAUAACCUCAUGCCAAUAAGGUACUCUUAUUCCGAAAUCAAGAAAAUUACCAAAAGUUUCAAGGAGAAAUUGGGUGAAGGAGGUUAUGGCACUGUAUUUAAAGGAACACUUCGAAGUGGUCGUCUUGUGGCUAUAAAGAUGUUAGGUAAGUCCAAAGCUAACGGGCAAGAUUUUAUAAGCGAAGUUGCAACUAUUGGAAGGAUUCACCAUGUUAAUGUAGUACAACUCAUUGGUUUUUGCGCUGAAGGAUCGAAACAAGCUCUUGUAUAUGAGUUCAUGCCAAAUGGUUCUCUAAAUAAAUACAUAUUUAUGCCAGAAGUAUGCACGCUCCUAAGCUAUGACCAAAUGUAUGAUAUAGCUCUAGGAGUGGCUCGUGGGAUUAAAUAUUUACAUCAAGGAUGUGACAUGCAAAUUUUACAUUUUGAUAUCAAGCCUCACAACAUUCUUCUUGAUGAAAAUUUUACUCCCAAGGUUUCAGACUUUGGACUAGCAAAAUUAUAUCCAACAAAUGACAGCAUUGUUUCUUUGACUGCUGCAAGAGGAACAUUGGGAUACAUGGCUCCUGAGUUGUUCUACAAAAAUAUUGGAGGCGUCUCAUACAAAGCUGAUGUUUAUAGUUUUGGAAUGUUAUUGAUGGAAAUAGCCGGUAGAAGAAAGAACGUAAAUGAAGUUGCAGAACACUCAAGCCAAAUGUACUUCCCUACUUGGGUUUAUGACCAAUUGCAAAAUAGAAACGACAUAGAAAUAUUGGAAGACGCCACAGAUGAGGAAAAGAAAAUAGGGAAGAAGAUGAUCAUUGUUGCAUUGUGGUGUAUACAGAUGAAGCCUAAUGAUCGUCCUUCAAUGAACAAAGUUGUUCAAAUGCUUGAAGGAGAAGUUGAAUGCUUACAAAUGCCUUCCAAGCCUUUCCUUUUAGCACUAGACGAAACCAUAAUAGGUGGUGCAGAGAAUUCGAAUCAAUCAAAUGAAUCAAGUCAAUCAUCCCAAUUUUAAAUGCAAAUUAAUUUAUAUAUGAGUAUUUUGAUUUAUUAUAUCCUUGUUCAAGGAGAAAAUUAGUUUUCUCAUACAUAUUUGAUAGCGCAAAGAUGCUUAACAUUUCUGUGUAACAAAUAAGAAUUUGUUUGAUUUAAGUUGA